AUGAUGGCAUCGGAUCUUGACGACUGUUUCCGCGGUCGAGUAGGAUUACAAGCCGUUCUUGGUUUCUUCUGCGGACACGGAAAAGGCAAAGGAAACAAGCAGAGAGGCGGAAUUUGCUUGAUCGGUUGCGCAGGAAAAGCCCCCUUGGGUAGCGAACGUCUUGGCGAUGCGGUGCUCGUCGGCAGGCCUCUUCCUUGUUUCGUCUUGCGCCAGGGCUCCCGAUGA
Purpureocillium lilacinum is the source of this 225-nucleotide messenger RNA. The record is from RefSeq and is a predicted model, not a curated record. Lineage: Eukaryota; Fungi; Ascomycota; Sordariomycetes; Hypocreales; Ophiocordycipitaceae.